This is a messenger RNA of Paramisgurnus dabryanus, 2617 nucleotides long. It is a transcript of the gene atp1b4, whose product is annotated as ATPase Na+/K+ transporting subunit beta 4. Gene Ontology annotation, cellular component: sodium:potassium-exchanging ATPase complex; nuclear inner membrane. Gene Ontology annotation, biological process: sodium ion transport; potassium ion transport; regulation of DNA-templated transcription. NCBI's taxonomy places the organism in Eukaryota, Metazoa, Chordata, Actinopteri, Cypriniformes, Cobitidae. The record is from RefSeq and is a predicted model, not a curated record.
CUUAACUCCAUUCACUACGAUGCUCGACUCGUAGCAAGAAGCUUCUCGCACCCGACAUCCGUUAACUCAAUGAAAUUCAUUCAAAUUUCUUGAGAAAAACUGUGUGAACUUCAAGGCAUCGUCUCGUUAGAUCAGCAAGAUAUUAUUUUUGUGGUGCUUUAAAUAUUGUAUUUUUUUUUUUUUUUAGUUUUUUUUACAGAAGAAAUCGAAAAAGGCUAUUCCAGGCCUUUAUAUUUUCUUCUCUUUCUCUUUUGAAAAGUUUGAACAACUAUAUCUCAUAAUAUUUUACUUUCCUGGACUGCUUCAAACUUUAUUGGUGGACCAAAAUCUGGCAGUACAUCGUUUGGGCCGCUCGUAUAUGUGAUUGGUUUAACAAGUACCUUUAUUCUACAGAGAGAGAUCAUGGAGCACGACUCUACCGCGGGAGGGGCAGAUGAUCUGCUCAUGGACGGCAAACUUUUAAAACGGCGCGCAGGGUCACUUCAUAAGCACGAACUGGCCGAGGCCAUGGAAGUGGAGCAGGAAGGACUGGUAGAGCAUCAGCCUCUGGAGCAAGAUGACCUUAACUUUGAGAAAUGGAAGCCCAAGCCAAAGCCCAAGAGAACGCUGCAUGAGAAAAUCGAUGACCUACAGACUUACCUGUGGAACUCGGAGACGAAAGAGUUCAUGGGCCGGUCGGGAAAGAGCUGGAGUCUCAUUCUUCUCUUCUACUCUGCAUUAUACAUUUUCCUGGCAGCCAUGUUUGGUGGUUGUAUGUGUUGUUUGAUGUGGUCCAUUAGCCCGUAUGCUCCCACCUACAAUGACAGAGUGAUGCCACCAGGUAUGACGAUGCACCCUCAUGUAGAUGUAGCUCAUGGGAUUGAGAUUGCCUUUAACGUCUCUGACCGCAGCUCGUGGAGAAAGUAUGCGAGAGCCCUGGAAGCCCAGCUAAAACCCUAUGAUGAUGCACUUCAGGAGAGGCGGAACAUUCAGUGCAAAGAAAAUUCGUAUUUUAUGCAGGAUGACUUAGAGGAAAGCGCUGAGAGAAAAGCUUGUCAAUUUAAAAGAUCUAUGCUGGAAGAUUGUUCUGGCGUGAAGGACCGAGAUUUUGGCUACUCAAAGGGCAACCCCUGCAUUCUCCUUAAAAUGAAUCGAAUUCUUGGGUAUCUACCUGGUCAAGGCAGUCCAGUAAAUGUUACCUGUGGAAUAAAGAAAGGGUCAACUGAAGGCCUGGGACAAAUCCAUUACUAUCCAGAUAGUGUCUUUAACAUGCACUACUACCCUUACUAUGGAAAACUCAGACAUGUAAACUACUCUUCCCCGGUGGUGGCUGUGCGCUUCUCUGGAGUCCAACAGAACACUCAACUACACGUUCAAUGCAAACUACAUGGCAAGGGCAUCAUCAACGAUUCACCAACUGACCGUUUCUUGGGCAGUGUGUCUUUUAAUUUAGAAGUGGGUGCAUAGAAUUUCAGUAGACCUAGAGACAUUCAAAUUUCUAGUGUUAUCAUAAAUGAAAUAGCACACUGGACGCUGUCUUUACGCACUACCCCUCUGAUUAUGCCUCCAGCAGCCACUGUGCUAUACCCUUUCAAACAAGCAAUCUUCCAUAGAGUAAAGAUUAAGAUAAACAUCCACAGUGCAUUCACAGAUCACCUUCAGUAGCGUAACACUCAGUAUCCAGCAACUAGAGAUUGACACCUGGAUUUCCCCAUAAGAAGAAACACUAUGGCAUAAUCACUCAUACAUACACUGUAAAAAAAUAUGCAGCACAAAGUAAAAACAACUUGGUUUUGCGAGUCAAUUCAACCUUAUUUUAAAAAAGUUGACCUAACUUAUAAAUUCAAGUUGAAAUUGUUUAACUUAAUUUUUAAAGUUAAAGUAACAUCAAAAUAUAUAUUGAUUUGACAAAAAUGCUGCAAAUUUUUAAAAGUGUACAUACACUGUAAAAAGUGAAAGUUGGUUUAAACUUAAAAAAUUACUUCAAUUGGUAACACCUAAAAGAUUGUGUUUAUAUAACUUAUAAUUUUCACCUAAAGUGAGACUUAAUUGAAAUUUUAAGUAGAAAUAACGAUUUUUUUAAAACAAAGUUUUACCAAUUGAAGUAAUUCUUUGUAAGUUGAAAAAAAAGUUGAUCCACUUUUUACAGUGUACAGUCUACAGUGAGAUUUAGGCACAACCAUUUUCCAGAUCUGUCUAGAUUUUUUUAGAAUUAACAUUUAUUAAAUCUAUUCAAUCGGUUCUUUUAAGGAAGCUGAUGUGUAUAUAACAGAUUAAUUAAAAAACAACAUUGUUAUUAUUUUUUCUCUGUUAAGUAAUCGCCUCUAUUAAAUUCCCCUUUUUUUGUAUAAAUCAAAUGGACGAGAGAAAAAGACAGAAAAGGUUCCUUAUGACUUCUGCCACGAGGCGGCUAGCGACCUAACUUUAUUAUUUUGCUUGCUCAUUUAAUACAAUAACAAUCAGAUGUGGUUUAGAUUUAAUGAUUUAUUGUACAUUUUAGACUAAAUAUGUUUUCUUUAUUUUUCUUGUUUCGAAUGUACAAUUAAAUUCUGACUCCGGAGACAAAUGUAUUUUAGUGAAAAGUGGGACAGAAAUCCAUUUUUCAUUAUUUUCACAUAAAAAGCUCAUAAUGAAAUAC